Molecule: messenger RNA, 1678 nt
Organism: Solanum stenotomum
Lineage: Eukaryota; Viridiplantae; Streptophyta; Magnoliopsida; Solanales; Solanaceae
Exons: 12
Coding region: 356-1588 (410 amino acids)
Source: RefSeq, a predicted model, not a curated record
AUUACAAGUAAUAUAUAUCGAAAAUAAUGCACUAGUUGUAAGUCUUUCCUACGCAUUGACAUGUGACUUAUUUCUCGUAAUCCUCAUCAUUUGCUUCCAAAUCUCAGAUUUCUAAUCUUUUACUACAUAAUUGUAGAUCCCACUUGCAACUCUUUCUUUUCCUCCUUUUAAUAUAAAUGUAUAAAUAAGUAAACCAUCCUGGAAGCUUCACUUCACAGUUGAUAUAGUCACUUAAUUAGGUGAUACAAUUUGGUGUCAGCCCACACUAGCUAGCAGCCUAGCAUUUGCUUGAAUGUUGCAAUAUUCAAUGCCUAUGUAGGAUGUUACUAGUUGAGAUCAGUCCCCUUGAAGAGCAAUGGGGUGCGCGGCUUCUGUCUACCAGGUUGGAAAAAAGAAGAAGAAGAAGGGCAUCAUCCCUGAGGUCAGCAUAUUUGUCCCCUCAAUGCGUGUUCCUGCUCAAUGUGAUCUACAGAGGACACUAAAGGGUCUCAUUCCUAAGGAUCUUGCUGAUAAAUUAACUUUUAUAAGGAACCAGAUUCUGCUCAUCGCGCAAGAUACAGAUGUGUCUGCUAUUGAUGAAUUACAAAAAGCGCUCGAGGAGUAUUUGUCUCUUCUUGUUGGCCUUACUAGAAAAGAAUUCGGGCUUCAAGAAUUGAAUGGAUUUAAGUGGAAAAACUUGGAAGAUGGGCAAGAGCAGGAAACCUCUGUUGCAAACUCCUGGUUUGAAUUACUGUCUGUCCUCCACAUGAUGGCUAUGUUAACAUUAGUAGAGGCAAAUAUGAAGUUGAUACCAAAAGACAUCGCUAUGACUGAACGGGCUGUGUCCGGAGAUUGCAUGAGGGAUACUGUUGAUUUGCUGCUGAAAGCAUCAGGUUAUUUGGAUUUCUGUGUCCAAGAUGUUCUUGUCCACCUACCACCUGAUAUCAAGAACAAGUUGCCUAAAGAUCUGCAUCAGGGUAUUCUCGAAGCCACCUCAAAUCAAGCACUAGCACAGGGAACUGAAAUUCAAUUAGGUUUGGCUCUUGAAAGUCAGAAUGCUACUUUAUCAGUGAAGAGGAGGCUGGCAUGUGAAGCAGUAAGCUACUAUGCACAGACUCUUUGCUGCUUGUCUGGAGACAAUAAUUUCCACGGAACAGCGAAAAAGCAUCUGUUGUUCAUCAAAUGGAAGUAUCUUGAAGCAAAGGCUGCAGCUUACUACUACCAUGGUAUAAUCAUUGACAAGGGCACAGAACCUUCCUGCCACGUUAGUGCAGUAUGCUGUUUCCUCGCAGCAGAAGAACUACUUACUGAGAGCAAAAAAGCCUCCUUAAGUUUUUGCCUUGCAGAACCUGUCACCAGAACUCCUCCAGCAUGGGGUGUUAUGAAACAUUUAAACAAAAAAGUGCCGGAAACUGCUGCCAAGAAGUCCCAAAUGUAUGGCUACCUUUUGGACCAAGAAAAAGAUCUUCGAGUACUGCCUGAUCUUCCAGAAUUCCAGUUGUCACUCAAACCUGAAGACUACACAUUGCCAGAAGCAGAUUCAACAUGGGAUAUUAUACCUGGACAAAGCCUCAAAGAACAUCUAAAAGAUGGGGUGGAAACUGACUAACAUAUUCGGGCAUUAUUGUACUGAAAUAUCUAUAUGUACAUUAUUUAUUUAACAAUACAAGUGUUGAGCGGAGGUGCAAGGCUCAAAUAA